AUGCACGAAGACGAGCUGCGAUUCGACGCCAUUUCACCUCAGUCUGAGCAGUCAUCCAUGGCCGCUCGAGUCUUCAAGAUCGCCUCGAUUCCUGGUGAUGGCAUAGGCGUCGAUAUUACCGACGCAGCGGUGCAAGUCCUCCAGAAACUAUCGAGUACCUUUGGGACAUUCAGUUUCGAAUUCAACACACUCGACUGGAGUUCGGAAAACUACAGACAGCGCGGCUUCUACGCACCACAAGGUGGCGUGGAGGGGCUCAAGCAAUAUGAUGCUAUUUAUUUUGGCGCCGUAGGGUGGCCAGACGUUCCCGACCAUAUUUCAUUGUGGCAGAUGAUCCUCCCAAUUCGUACCACGCUCAACCAGUACGCCAACGUUCGCCCCACUCGUAUCAUUCCUGGCACUUUAUCACCUCUCUCCGCAUGUGCUGCGAAUCCUUCACUUCUUGACUGGGUCAUCGUUCGAGAGAACAGUGAGGGCGAAUACUCCGGACAUGGUGGAACAACCCCGUCUACAGCACAUGCUGCCCAUACCGUCGCCACUGAAGUCAGCAUCUUCACUCGUGUUGGCAUCGAGCGAAUCGUCCGGUUUGCGUUUGAAACCGCACUUCACCGUCCACGCAAGAAACUCACAAUGGUCACCAAGAGUAAUGCCCAACGACAUGGGAUGGUGUUGUGGGACGCUAUUUUCUAUGAGGUCGCAAAGGAGUACGAGGGCCGCGUUGAGUUUGACAAGAUGUUAGUUGACGCGAUGACUGUCCGUAUGGUGAACCGUCCCGAGAGUCUUGAUACAAUUGUUGCAACCAAUUUGCACGCUGAUAUUCUCAGCGACCUGGCAGCUGCCCUUUCAGGUAGCAUUGGCAUUGCGCCAUCGAGUAACCUCGAUCCGACGCGUCAAUUUCCCAGUAUGUUUGAGCCGAUUCACGGAAGCGCACCCGAUAUUGCUGGAUUGGGAAUCGCCAAUCCCAUCGGCGCAUUCUGGAGUGCCGCUGAGAUGGUUCGCUGGUUGGCAGGAUCGGAUGGUAAUAGUAACAUUGUUGGCCUGGUCAGCGGCCCUGGUGUCGGUAACAUGGUCCACGCAGCUGACUGCUUGAUGAAAGCCAUCGAGAAUGUCACGCAAGCGGGAAUAAAGACACGGGACUUGGGCGGGGCAAGCACAACGAAGGAAGUUACAGACGCUGUCUGCAUAGAAAUCGGUCAAGUGUAUGCGUCCUCGCGAUAA
Mycena indigotica is the source of this 1218-nucleotide messenger RNA. Its product is annotated as Tartrate dehydrogenase/decarboxylase. Bases 1 to 1218 code for a protein of 405 amino acids. Lineage: Eukaryota; Fungi; Basidiomycota; Agaricomycetes; Agaricales; Mycenaceae. The transcript has 4 exons. The record is from RefSeq and is a predicted model, not a curated record. Gene Ontology annotation, molecular function: NAD binding; magnesium ion binding; oxidoreductase activity, acting on the CH-OH group of donors, NAD or NADP as acceptor.